Molecule: messenger RNA, 1827 nt
Organism: Aspergillus caelatus
Lineage: Eukaryota; Fungi; Ascomycota; Eurotiomycetes; Eurotiales; Aspergillaceae
Exons: 1
Coding region: 1-1827 (608 amino acids)
Biological process (GO): regulation of DNA-templated transcription
Molecular function (GO): DNA-binding transcription factor activity, RNA polymerase II-specific; DNA binding
Source: RefSeq, a predicted model, not a curated record
AUGUUUCCAGAGUCUGAAGCAUCGUCAACCCACGCAACAGAGGCUGCCUUUCAUGAUGAUACUCAAGCGGCACUGGGGAGUUCCAGAUCGAAGAGGCUCAUAUCAACCUUCAAUCAGAAUCAACUGAAUGUCCUGGAACAAUGGCUGAAUCUCCAUUUACAUUGUCCGUAUCCUACCAAGGAGGAGAAAGGAUCAUUGGCUGGGCAGACAGGGCUGAGCAUGGCUCAAGUCUCGACCUGGUUCACAAAUGCUCGGCGGCGGCUGCGCCGAACUAGAAAUGCCUCCUCCUGCAACGGUUCAUCGAUACCCGAAUCUCAUACUUUUCUUCAGGAGCACCAGUUCUCGGGAAAUCCGCAAUGGGCGUCCAUGACUCCGCUUGAUCGAUGGAGAAAUUCCCCUCCUGAAAUUGAAGCCGCACCUUUGGAAGCUAUUGUGAAUGCUGUGGCUCACAGUGACAUUGAUAACAAAUCCGACCAGACUAUCGGCUCUGCUGCUUCAGCUUCAUGCAAUUUGCAACACGCCGUAGCAUCGAAGUUCAACGACGCUAGAUCUUUCGUGUCCUCCGAAGCCUCCGUUUCGGGUUUAUCAAGCAGCUCGGGUUCAUCCACCGGCUCGAUACAUUCUCAGGGCUCGUUUGGCCGCUUUUACUUGGAUGAUCCGUCACGUCGCAGGCGCCGGCGGCGAACAAGAAAUCUGGGCGUGUCAUAUAACCGCCCUGCCAAAACAACAGCGACCAAGAGACCGUUCCAGUGUACGUUUUGCACCGACACUUUUCAUACGAAGCAUGACUGGACACGGCACGAGAGGACCUUGCAUUUAGCCCUUGUGAUGUUCACCUGUGCCCCAUCUGGCCCUACUUAUAGUGAUUCUUCCAAUGGAGUCAACCGAUGUGUUUUUUGUGAUGAAUUCUGUCCAUCGGAUAGCCAUAUCGACGCGCAUCGAUUUAGCGAAUGCCAAUUGAAGCCGGCACCAUUGAGGACGUUUUAUCGCAAGGAUCAUCUCGUCCAACAUCUACGCCUAGUGCAUGGAGUCAAUCACGCAGCCCCAGUCAUGGAAAGCUGGAAAUCACAAGUCACACAUAUCAACUCACGAUGCGGGUUCUGUGACCAACGAUUUGAAACUUGGUCUGAAAGGAAUGAUCAUAUUGCGCAGCAUUUUCGAAGUGGAGCUUCUAUGAAGGACUGGCGAGGGUGCCGCGGUCUGGAUCCGCCCGUAGCCUUAGCCGUGGAGAAUGCCAUGCCACCCUACUUGAUUGGCAUUGAAUCGGCAGGCAUGGCACCUUUCAGCGCGUCUCACAUGUUAAGCAAGGACGCGCAGCCAAGCUCUUACUUGGAGAUAACGGACCAGCCUGCGCAGGUGCAGGCAAAGCCCACAAUGUUCGAGCAUCUCACCGCCCGCUUAAGUGAGUAUGUAUUGGACGUUCAGGCUAAAGGUGAGUUGAUCACAGACGAGAUGUUACAAAAGGAGGCGCGUUGUAUUAUUUAUGGGGAUGAUGACCCGUGGAAUCAAACAGCAGCAGAUAGUCCUGAAUGGUUGAGACUAUUCAAGGAAGGGGUGGGAUUAGGCUCGACGGAGGAUACGUCCCAGUGUGACCCUAAUAGCCAUGCUGGUGGCGUUGAUUAUCGCUUCUGCCUUCCAUGGUCGGCUGACGAGUGGGCGCCAUUCAAGCCAAGUUCCGACUCCACGGCUCCAGCUUCCGCGGAUAUGAUCAACUCAUGUAUGACAUGGCAAAGUCCGGAGUGUCUUGCCGAAUAUCGGCAACAUAUUAUGGCCCAGAUGUCCAUGUAUACUGCUGGAGAGCCAGGGAGUCAGGGAACUCGGUGCUGA